Notolabrus celidotus (New Zealand spotty) is the source of this 3256-nucleotide messenger RNA. RefSeq names its product tweety family member 2 (gene ttyh2). Gene Ontology annotation, cellular component: plasma membrane. The transcript has 14 exons. The coding region runs from base 447 to 2051 and encodes 534 amino acids. The record is from RefSeq and is a predicted model, not a curated record. Lineage: Eukaryota; Metazoa; Chordata; Actinopteri; Labriformes; Labridae. Gene Ontology annotation, molecular function: intracellularly calcium-gated chloride channel activity; volume-sensitive chloride channel activity.
CAUGUGUUAUUGAUGUGUUUAGAAACACAGGCAGACUUGUAUUUCUGAACUCCUCGCAGGAGCUUUAUUGCGCGCCCCCGUGCUCACUUUUGUCCUGUGCGCGCGUCCCCGCCUGUGACCGUGUUGUGUGUGCGCUUGGAGCAGUUGUCGGUCGGGUCUGAGCUCUGUGGGUCCUCACACACACACACGGAGACAUGGGCGCACUGUGAUUAUCUCUUUUUUUCAUGAAAACCCUCAGCCAGGAUUUCACUUUACAACAACUCUGGCGUCCCUGCAGGACUUUCUUGCGCGUUUUUUCCCCUCAUGAGUGGCUGAGAGUCCAGUUCCCACAGACGAGCAUGCUCUUAUCAUUGUCUUUGUUUGAUAGGACACGGGAUUAAAGCAGCCCGCUGUAGUAGAAGGAGGCUAAUUUACACUGCAGCCCCAACUUUUUUCUCGGGGCAGGGAUGUCUUCUGCUCGGGUGGAAUAUGUUCAGCCCUGGUGGACCUACUGGCUGCACAAUUUCCCCCACAUCAACCUGAGGUUUCAGCCCAUUGACAACACCUUCCUGCCUGAAGACGAGAACUACCAGCAGUCUCUCAUAUUCCUGGGCUGUGUGGCGGCUGCGGGACUCGGCCUUAACCUGCUGUGUCUGGCCAUCUACCUAAGCUGUCUGUGCUGCUGCCGCAAGGAUGAAGAGGAGGAGAGUAAGAGACCUAACUCCUGCUGUGUCACCUGGUCGGCUGUCGCUGCUGGACUCAUCACAUGCGUCGCAGUGGGUGUGGGCUUCUAUGGCAACAGUGAGACAAAUGAUGGCGUGUACCAGUUGACCUACUCCCUCUACAAUGCCAAUCACACGCUGGGCGGCGUGGACAGUCUGGUGACUGGCACCAUGGGCAGCAUGAAGAGCGGCCUGCAUAUGCACCUUGCAAGGUUGGACGAGAUCUUCGCCACGCGAGGGGACUACGUGCAGACCCUGCAGUUCAUGCAGCAGAUGGCGGACAACGUGAUCAAACAGCUGCUGGGGCUGCCCGACUGGGAGGACGCUAAAGUGGACCUGGCAGCCAUCGCUGAUCAAACGGCACACAUAGAGUACUACAGGUGGCUCAUGUACCUGCUGCUCCUCAUCGUGGACCUGAUCAUCUGCCUGCUGGCCUGUCUGGGUCUGGCCAAACAGUCUCGCUGGCUGCUCACCACGAUGAUGGUGUUUGGAGUGCUGACGCUGGUCCUGAGCUGGACGUCUCUGGGAGCUGACCUGGCCACUGCUGUGGGCACGAGUGAUUUCUGUGAGUGCCCCGACAAGUUCAUCUUGAGCCAAACUAAGUCUCUCAUUGGUGCUGAUAUUGUUCAUUACUACAUGUACUGCAACCACACUCUUGCCAACCCAUUCCAGCAGCCUCUAACCAUCUUCCAGAGAUCCCUGACUACUAUGCAGAUCCAGAUCCAGGGUCUGCUGCAGUUCGCUGUGCCUCUCUUUCCUACAGCUGAGAGAGACCUGCUGGGUAUCCAGCAAGUGCUCAACUCCUCGGAGGCCAGCCUGCACCAGCUGACCGCCCUACUGGACUGCAGGGGGCUCAACAAGGACUACCUUGAUGCAAUGGUGGGGGUGUGCUAUGAUGGGGUGGAGGGUAUGCUCUACCUCUGCCUGUUCUCCAGCCUGGCAGCCUGUGCCUUCACUGUCAUGCUGUGUGCCAUUCCCCGGGCGUGGAGACAAAUGGCCUGCAGGGAAAGAGAUUACGACGACAUAGAUGAGGAGGACCCAUUCAACCCCCGGGCCAGGAGGAUAGUCGCCCAGAACCCCAACCUCACCAACAUGCACAGCUUCUGCAGCUACAGCAGCAGCAUGGGCAGCCAGAGCAGCCUGCACCGGCCCGCACCGGCUCUCACCAACGCCCCCAUGUCUGAGUACAUGAACCACACAGUGCUGUUUGGGGGAAAUCCACGGUACGAGAACGUGCCUCUGAUAGGACGAGGCUCUCCGCCCCCCUCGUACUCCCCCAGUAUGAGGGCCACCUAUCUGUCCAUGACCGAGGAACAGAGAAGACACUUUGGGAACGACUUCCAAGCAUAGACUUCUUUAGCUGUGUGAGGAUGGAAACAGCAUCACAAAGACACAUUCACACUCAACAGACAAAGAGUGGACCGUGUGUAACAUGUUGUUGGUCCUGGAUGGUGCAGUGCCAGAGACAGAGGAACCACUUCUGUGUGCUCGUAAAUGAUUAAUCACACUUUUCUGUCCAAAGUCAUGUGUGGAGCAACUCGCUUAAUACUUCUGACGUGCUGUCAACUUUAACCUGCUCUCAACGUGUUGUGUUAUUCUGCUUGACAUGCUGUCAUCAAUUGCUGAAGCAUUGUGGGAAAAAAGGUGAGAUGGCAAAUAUGUGACUUUUACCUUAGUUAUUUAGUUUAAAUUUUGAAAUAAAUCAGAUAAUUAAUGACUGAUCAAAUAGGUGAUGAAAGCAGCUUGAGGAGUUCUCAAUAGAAUCAAAAAUAAAAAGACAAUUUUGAAAUGACCCGCCUCUCCUGCUAUAGCACAUUUUUAAAAAUUCAAAUUCAGGCCUCCGAAGAAACAAAAUGUGAGCGUGACAGCUGGUGUAAACACGGCAUAUUAUUUCUAUGUUUUGUGCUCCAGGCUUUUUAUUUAUGAGGCACAAAGCCAGCAGUGGCAGCACACAGCAGGCGGAAGAGGCUUUGUUGAGGUAUAAUUUAUUUACAUUCACACACAGGCAUGCCUCGAGUGAAGCUUUGUGUUUCUGGAGAUGGCACUACAUUGAGACCAAGGCUUCUGUAUAUAUGAUGUACAAUAACAGACUGUUGUUGCAUUCUGAUGUGGUUCAUUUUGAUUUUGUUGGAAAAAUGUGCCAUUUUUAUACUUUUGUUUUCUCCUAGAUUUGAGUGUCGAUUUCACAUAGGAUCACUGUUUUUCUGGUAUAUCCUAAAGGGCAAAUAAUACAUGUUUUGCAUAUCUAACCCUGCUAAUAAUAAAAAGGUAGUUUCUGUCAUAACUCGGGAAGCUGUGCUCCUCUAACAGUGAUAAUUAGAAUAUUCUGGCAAUAUUUCUAUGAAUUCAAACCAUUUAAACAUGACAUGUUUGCAUUGACUAACCAUGAUUUUCUGUAGAGUAUUAAAUACAUGCGGUUUUGUUAAUUAUUUUUUUAACUUUCAUUUCUUUCAGCAUGUUACAUUGUACAGGCACUAUUGGUGGUGCUUAAUUUUGUGUGUGACCUGAAACUUUGAGGUCUAACUGUGAGUUGAAUAAAUCAGUUUUGAGUAUAA